AUGCAGAACGAGAGUGGAGAGGUGGUAGACACGUACAUACCAAGAAAGUGCUCGGCAAGUGGGCGGAUCGUCGGCGCCAAGGACCACGCCAGCGUCCAGAUAGCCAUCGCUGAGGUGGACGAAAAGACGGGGCGAAUGAACGGCAACCUGAAACACCUUGUCGUCUCAGGGUUCAUUCGAGGGAUGGGAGAGAGCGACGGCUGUCUCAAUAGACUGUGCUCCGAGUCAGGAAUACUAGCUACCGUCGCGGACCAACAAUGA
Messenger RNA from Geodia barretti, 261 nucleotides. The record is from the annotation of a GenBank genome assembly. NCBI's taxonomy places the organism in Eukaryota, Metazoa, Porifera, Demospongiae, Tetractinellida, Geodiidae.